Molecule: messenger RNA, 943 nt
Organism: Drosophila subpulchrella
Lineage: Eukaryota; Metazoa; Arthropoda; Insecta; Diptera; Drosophilidae
Product: chymotrypsin-1
Exons: 2
Coding region: 6-827 (273 amino acids)
Biological process (GO): proteolysis
Molecular function (GO): serine-type endopeptidase activity
Source: RefSeq, a predicted model, not a curated record
CCAAGAUGUCGGCAGUGGGUUUGCUUAUAAUACUAGGACUUGCAGGAUUUUCCUCCACCUCAGCCAUACGAAUCAAAGGAAACUUUUCUGCAGCCGGGACUUUCAAGGAUCAACGGAUCAUUGGAGGGCAGGUGGCUGAAGAGGGAUUCGCUCCCUAUCAGAUAUCCCUGCAGGGCAUCUCCGGAGCCCAUUCCUGUGGUGGUGCCAUAAUAGCCGAGAAAUUCGUCCUAACAGCUGCCCACUGUGUGGAGAAUGUCAAUAUUCAAUGGCUAGUGGUAGUUACAGGUACCAAUAAGUACAAUCAACCGGGAGGCAGAUAUUUCCUAGAAGCCAUCCAUAUCCACUGCAACUACGAUAAUCCCUUGAUGCACAAUGAUAUCGCCAUGUUGCAAUUAAUAGAGCCAAUUGUGUGGAACGAACGCACCCAACCGAUUCCCUUGCCCAAGGUGCCCAUGCAGCCGGGUGACGAGGUGAUCCUCACCGGUUGGGGAUCCACGGUGCUCUGGGGCAGCAGUCCCAUCGAUCUGCAGGUCGUAUACCUCCAAUACGUUCCGCACCAGGAGUGCCUGGAGUUGCUGAGCUACGAUCCGGACUGCGAUGUGGGCCACAUCUGCACCUUUUCGCGCCAGGGAGAGGGAGCCUGCCAUGGAGACUCCGGUGGUCCGCUGGUCAGCAAUGGCUACCUAGUGGGACUGGUCAACUGGGGAUGGCCCUGCGCAACUGGUCUUCCGGACGUCCAUGCUGGUAUUUCAUAUUAUUACGAUUGGAUACGCAAGGUCAUGAGUGGCAAUACGAAAUGCACUGGCUUCAGCUCUACGGAGGCCUAAAGUUUCCAUGUUAUGCGGCUAUCGUUGUCCAUAAAAUUGCCCAGUUUAUAAGGCCACGAUAAAUUGACUCUCGAUUAGACCGGGCUAGUUAAUAAUAAAGUUCUGAUAGCGGUGAA